Raphanus sativus (radish) is the source of this 367-nucleotide messenger RNA. Its product is annotated as zinc finger A20 and AN1 domain-containing stress-associated protein 2-like. Lineage: Eukaryota; Viridiplantae; Streptophyta; Magnoliopsida; Brassicales; Brassicaceae. Gene Ontology annotation, molecular function: zinc ion binding; DNA binding. The record is from RefSeq and is a predicted model, not a curated record. The coding region runs from base 2 to 367 and encodes 121 amino acids. The transcript has a single exon.
AAUGGACUACGACAAUAAAGGAUGCCAAAGCCCACCCGAAGGUCCAAAGCUAUGCAUCAACAACAGCGGUUUCUUCGGAAGCGACGCCACAAUGAACAUGUGUUCCAAGUGUCACAAAACUAUCUUGUUUCAACAGGAACAGGGUGCUAAGCUUGCAUCUGCACUGUCUGGAUCACCCAGCAACGUCCUAAAGGAAACCUUCACUGCUGCGUUGGUUGAUGCUGAAACCAAAACCACCGAGCCAAUAGCUGUCUCUGUACAGCCAUCCUCUGUCUUCGAAGAGGUAGUAGCACCAGAAGAAGCUGCAGCAAAACCAAAGGAAGGACCAAGCCGAUGUACUACUUGCAACAAACGGGUUGGUUUAUGA